Molecule: messenger RNA, 497 nt
Organism: Lycium barbarum (goji berry)
Lineage: Eukaryota; Viridiplantae; Streptophyta; Magnoliopsida; Solanales; Solanaceae
Product: proteinase inhibitor type-2 TR8
Exons: 2
Coding region: 72-326 (84 amino acids)
Molecular function (GO): serine-type endopeptidase inhibitor activity
Source: RefSeq, a predicted model, not a curated record
UAAGAGAUUAUAAGUUUAUAACAUCCUCAAAGUUAAAGCAAAGCAUUCAAAGAAACAUAUCUAUAUAUACAAUGGCCCUUUGCAAAGUUGGUAUCCUUUCUCUGCUCCUAUUGUCUGGUAUAUUUCUUUUGGGAAUUGAGGUGGAAAAUGCAAAUGCACAAAAGAUGUGUCUCCAGUAUUGUGACCCUGAAGUGGCUUACAUGACUUGCCCAUCUUCAGGAGAUAAGCAAAUUAAUGAAGUUUGCGUCAACUGUUGCACAGCAGGCGAAGGUUGUAAAUUGUUCCGCACUGAUGGAUCACUAAUUUGUACCGGAACCCCUGAAUAGUCCAUCCUUGUCAAUAUUUAAUAAGUAGUAAUUAAUAUCUUUAUAAUUCGUAUUCGUGUGUAAUAAGGCCCCAGUUAUUACUCUGGCGAUCUCUAAUGUGCAAUAUUAAUAAGGUCGUCCUAGUUAUUCGUCUAGGAUAUUAAGGAUUUCAAUGAAAUUUACAUUGUUAUA